Messenger RNA from Tupaia belangeri chinensis (Chinese tree shrew), 2707 nucleotides. Its product is annotated as zinc finger protein 665-like. The record is from RefSeq and is a predicted model, not a curated record. The transcript has 2 exons. Lineage: Eukaryota; Metazoa; Chordata; Mammalia; Scandentia; Tupaiidae. Bases 17 to 2707 code for a protein of 896 amino acids.
UAACUCUCAAAAACCUAUGAUGGAAUUACCAGCCAAACACAGUGGUGCUUCAGGAGAAGUAUUGCCAACAGUGAUGAUGAAGGCACAUGAAAACCAUGGUACUGAAGGGUUUCCCUUCAAGCAAGUCCAGAGAAAUGCACAUCCCCCUGCCUGUGAGUGGAGAGAAGAAGAAAACCUGUACCAAAUAGAACCUAUGACCCGUAAGGAGGAAGAGCAGACUGGGAGAGCUAUUGGUCCCCAAAGAAGGGGUGUAAGAAACAGGCCUGUUCCUAGUGACCUUGACUUCAGCUUGCAGUCACAUCCACCAGCGGUGCAGGAACUUAAAGGUAGUAGGGGACCGUAUGAACAGAAGGGAGUUGAGAACUCUGUUGAGCAAAGUCCUGUAGUUUCACCACUCCAGACAAUUGUUCCCAGUGUCAAAGCCGUCACUGAUCGUGAAGAUGGGCGUAAUUUUAUAGACUGUUCAUUACUCACCCAAGAACAGAGAGCAGACAGGACAAAGAAAUCUUUCCAGGGUAAUCGGUCUGGCAAAGCUUUUAGUGAACACUCACACCGUGCUCUAAGUCAGAAAAUUCGUACAAGAGAGGAACUGUAUGAAUGUGACGUUUGUGGAAGGGACUUCAAUCAAGAAUCAAACCUUGCGCAUCAUCAUAGAAUUCACACUAGUGAGAAACAUGCCCAGUGUAAAAUGUGUGACAAAGCCUUUAAAAGUGGCUCAGAGCUCAUUAUACAUGAAAGGAUCCAGAGCAGAGGAAAACAAGAUAAAUGUGAUGUGUGUGGCAAGUUGUAUACUCAGAAUUUGAACCUUGUAAGUCAUCAUAGAAUUCAUACUGGAGAGAAACUUUACAAAUGCAGUGAAUGUAGUAAAGAUUUUAGACAAAAAUCAGCACUUGAUGAACAUCAGAGUAUUGAUACUGGAGAGAAGCCUUACGAAUGUAGUGAAUGUGGCAAGGUCUUUAGCACCAGGUCAAUACUUGCACAGCAUCACAGAAUUCUUAGUGGAGAGAGACCUCACAAGUGUAGUGAAUGUGACAGAGCCUUUUCUGUCCGUAGAAGCCUUAUUAUCCAUCAGAGAAUCCACACUGGAGAGAAACUGUUCAAGUGUAAGGAAUGUGGGAAAGGCUUUCAUCAAUCUUCUGGCCUUGCAACUCACCGGAGAGUUCACACUGGAGAGAAGCCUUACAAAUGUGAUGAAUGUGGCAAGUCAUUUGGGAGCAGCACUGCACUUAAACUACAUCAGAAAAUUCAUACUGGAGAGAAGCCUUUUGAGUGUAGUGAGUGUGACAAAGCAUUUAUUUCGCGUUCAGCUCUUAUUAAACAUCAGAGAAUGCAUACUGGAGAGAGGCCUUACAGCUGUAGCAGAUGUGGUAAAGCCUUCACUGAAAGCUCUGCCCUAACUAGUCAUUGGAAGUCUCACACUGGGGAGAGACCUUAUGGAUGUUCUGAGUGCAGCAAAGCUUUUCGUUCCCGAUCACAUCUUGAACGACAUGAGAGAACUCAUGCUAGAGCGAAACCUCAUAAAUGUGAUGUGUGUGGCAAGUUGUAUACUCAGAGUUCGAACCUUGCAAGUCAUCGUAGAAUUCACACUGGAGAGAAACCUUACAAAUGCAGUGAAUGUGGUAAAGCUUUUAGACAAAGAUCAGCACUUGGUGAACAUCAGAGAAUUCAUACUGGGGAAAAACCUUACAAAUGCAGUCAAUGUGGUAAAGCUUUUAGGCUUAAUUCACACCUUACUGUACAUGUAAAAAUUCAUACUGGGGAGAAACCUUACAAAUGUAAUGAAUGUGGCAGAGACUUCCGUCAGUCUUCAACUCUUAUCAAUCAUCAGAGAAUUCACACUGGAGAGAAACCUUACGAAUGUAGUGAAUGUGGCAAAGUCUUUACUACCAGUUCACACCUUGCACUGCAUUGCAGAAUUCAUAGUGGAGAGAGACCUCACAAGUGUAGUGAAUGUGACAGAGCCUAUUUUGUCCAUGGAAGCCUUAUUAGCCAUCAGAGAAUCCAUACUGGAGAGAAACCUUUCAAAUGUGAGGAAUGUGGCAAAGUCUUUCACGGGUCUUCAAACCUUGCUGUUCAUCAGAAUAUUCAUACAGGAAAGAAACCAUACAAAUGUAACGAAUGUGGCAAAGUCUUUGGUCAUAGUUCACACCUCGAGGGACAUUUGCGUGUUCAUACUGGAGAAAAACCUUACAAAUGCCAUGAGUGUGGGAAAGCCUUUAGAGUGUCCUACAGCCUUAGUACCCAUCUGUUAAUUCAUACAGGAGAGAAACCUCACCGAUGUAAUGAGUGUGGCAAGUUCUUCAGACACUCUGCCGAUCUUGCACGUCACGGCAGAAUUCACACUGGAGAGAAACCAUUCAAGUGUAAGGAAUGUGGGAAAGUCUUUAGUCAGUCUUCUAGCCUCGCAGCUCAUCGCAGAAUUCAUACUGGAGAGAAACCUUACAAAUGUAGUGAGUGUGACAAAGCAUUUAUUGUGCGUUCAACUCUUACUAAGCAUCAGAGAAUCCAUACUGGAGAGAGGCCUUACAGCUGUAGCAGAUGUGGUAAAGCCUUCACUGAAAGCUCUGCCCUAACUAGUCAUUGGAAGUCUCACACUGGGGAGAGACCUUAUGGAUGUUCUGAGUGCAGCAAAGCUUUUCGUUCCCGAUCACAUCUUGAACGACAUGAGAGAACUCAUGCUAGAGCGAAACCUCGUAAAGGUAACUAA